AUGGCAAGUUUUAAAGAGUUUCGUCAGACCCUUCUUCUCUACUACGAUGUUGAUCUUAUUACUGAUGAGGAUUUCAUAAUUUUGUACGAGUUGUUUUCUUCACGAAAUCCAGAUUUUGCUUAUGAUUCGUACGAUCGCUUUGACUUGGAUAACAUGAACGACGACGAAUGCAAAGCCGAAUUUAGAGUAAGGAAAAGAGAUCUUCCAACACUGGCUCAAGCUCUUAGGAUUCCACGGUCAUUUCAACUUUCUCAGAGGAGUGUUGUAGAUGGUAUGGAAGGCCUCUGUAUGCUCUUGAAGCGACUUGCAUAUCCCUGUAGAUAUGGAGACCUCAUUUACCGUUUUGGACGUCCAGUUCCCGUUUUUAGUAUGGCUACAAAUCAUGUCCUCGAUUACAUUUACAAUUCUCACAAUCAUCUCAUAACACAAUGGAAUCACACACUGCUGAGCCCUCGUGCUUUAGAAGUAUACGCAGAAACUAUCCACGGAAAGGGGGCUGCAUUGGAGAACUGUUUUGGAUUUGUAGACGGAACUGUCCGACCUAUAGCUUGA
This is a messenger RNA of Porites lobata, 552 nucleotides long. Lineage: Eukaryota; Metazoa; Cnidaria; Anthozoa; Scleractinia; Poritidae. The record is from the annotation of a GenBank genome assembly.